CUCACUCUCCCCAUAGUCGUCUGCAAUGCGUUGUGUAAACGUGCUAAGUGUUGCGUUUUUCGUCUUUUUUCCAUUGCAGUUACUAUUUCGUUUAAUUAUGGUUUAACCUAUAACCUCUCAUUCUGUGUUCACGGAUUUAGUUUCUCAUUUUCCCGGCGAAUCACACGAAGUAGUGUUCGGGACAUUUACCUAGUUUGAAGAACGCAUCCGUGCGCGUCGUUUGAGCCAUCGUGGUUUGAACAAAUGGAGGGUUCGUUUGAAUACGGCCGGGACAUAGCCUUGCUUUACGGGUCCCUGCGUUCUGCAGAACGCUUACUCAGCAAACAGGUCUGUGGACCGGCUACAGAACUGGACGAAUGCGCAACGUACAGUGAGACCGUAAGCCGUGGAGUUCAGAAUGCCUAUAAGGGUGCUGUCACAAAGGAUAAUGUUGAUAAGAGAAUGCAUUGUGCCUUACUCUGCAAUGUACUAGUGACUUCCGGCAUUCUGAAGAAAGAAGAGUUGAGCUAUUUCGAGUCAAUCCUCGAUAAUAUUCCGAGAUUUAGCAUUCGGAUCUAUUUUGCCGUAAUAGAACGUUGCGGCUGGACGGACCACUUCAUUCAGGCACUAAAGGCCCUUCCUAAAUCCAUAAGGCUGGCAUUUUUGAGAAAGGCUCACAGCUAUACGGAAGAUUCGUAUCAUACAUGGCUCUGCCUUGUGUCUGUGUUGGCUUGGUCUGUGUACAUCGAACCCAUACAAGGUACAUGA
Ornithodoros turicata is the source of this 747-nucleotide messenger RNA. RefSeq lists its product as uncharacterized. Bases 244 to 747 code for a protein of 167 amino acids. NCBI's taxonomy places the organism in Eukaryota, Metazoa, Arthropoda, Arachnida, Ixodida, Argasidae. The record is from RefSeq and is a predicted model, not a curated record. The transcript has 4 exons.